GCUCUUUGCGUCACUUUAUUCCUUAUCUUUCCUUACCUUUGCCGCCCACCCUCUCUGCAAAUUAGGGUUUCCUCUUUAAAAACACUCUCUCCCUGUCAUUAACAAACCCUAAUCUAUAGGAAUUUAGUCCUUCUUUGGGUGCACAGUCUUUUCUCAUUGGGACAAACCUAUCAAAGGGGUCAGAAAAAAGAGAAGAUAUGGCUUCUUCUUCAAGCUAUUCAAGUUCUCCAUGUGCAGCCUGCAAGUUCUUGAGGCGAAAAUGCAUGCCGGACUGUGUUUUUGCACCAUAUUUCCCACCAGAGGAGCCUCAGAAAUUCGUCAAUGUCCACAAGGUGUUUGGUGCAAGCAAUGUUAGCAAAUUGCUCAAUGAAGUUCCAGCUUAUCAAAGGGAAGAUGCUGUGAACUCCCUUGCUUUUGAAGCUGAAGCAAGGCUGAAAGAUCCUGUUUAUGGCUGCGUUGGAGCUAUUUCAGUGCUGCAGAGACAGGUUAUUAGACUCCAAAGGGAAUUGGAUGCUACUCAUGCUAACUUAAUCCGAUAUGUCUACAACGAAAUGCCACGGCCGCCGUUUCCACCGCCACUGCCUGCUGAUCAGAGCUCUGGGUUUUAUUAUCCCUAUCGGUGGACUGACCCUAAUGAAGACAACGAGAGAUCAGGCGGUGGGAAUAUGUAAGCUGGUUGGCUU
Molecule: messenger RNA, 683 nt
Organism: Hibiscus syriacus
Lineage: Eukaryota; Viridiplantae; Streptophyta; Magnoliopsida; Malvales; Malvaceae
Product: LOB domain-containing protein 25-like
Exons: 2
Coding region: 198-671 (157 amino acids)
Source: RefSeq, a predicted model, not a curated record